AUGAACUACCUGCGGCGCCGCCUGUCGGACAGCAACUUCAUGGCCAAUCUGCCGAAUGGGUACAUGACAGAUCUGCAGCGCCCGCAGCCUCCCCCUCCGCCGCCCUCUGCCGCGAGCCCGGGAGCCACACCCGGUCCCGCGACUGCCACUGCCGAGAGGGCCUCCGUGGCCGCCCCCGUGGCCUCUCCAGCCGCCCCUAGCCCCGGGUCCUCGGGGGGUGGUGGCUUCUUCUCGUCGUUGUCCAACGCGGUCAAGCAGACCACGGCAGCCGCGGCCGCCACCUUCAGCGAGCAAGUGGGCGGCGGCUCUGGGGGCGCAGGCCGCGGGGGCGCUGCCGCCAGGGUGCUGCUGGUCAUCGACGAGCCGCACACCGACUGGGCAAAAUACUUCAAAGGAAAAAAGAUCCAUGGAGAAAUUGACAUUAAGGUAGAACAGGCUGAAUUCUCUGAUCUCAACCUCGUGGCUCAUGCCAAUGGUGGAUUCUCUGUGGACAUGGAAGUUCUUCGGAAUGGGGUGAAAGUCAUGCGGUCUCUGAAGCCAGACUUCGUGCUGAUCCGUCAGCACGCUUUCAGCAUGGCACGCAAUGGAGACUACCGCAGUUUGGUCAUCGGGCUGCAAUAUGCAGGAAUCCCCAGUGUUAACUCUUUGCAUUCUGUCUACAACUUCUGUGACAAGCCCUGGGUGUUUGCCCAGAUGGUUCGACUGCACAAGAAACUGGGGACAGAGGAAUUCCCUCUAAUCGAUCAGACCUUCUACCCCAAUCACAAAGAGAUGCUGAGCAGCACAACGUAUCCUGUGGUUGUGAAGAUGGGGCACGCACACUCCGGGAUGGGCAAGGUCAAGGUGGACAACCAGCAUGACUUCCAGGACAUUGCGAGUGUUGUGGCGCUGACCAAGACAUAUGCCACUGCCGAGCCCUUCAUUGACGCCAAAUACGAUGUGCGUGUCCAGAAGAUUGGGCAGAACUACAAGGCCUACAUGAGAACGUCAGUGUCAGGGAACUGGAAGACCAACACUGGCUCUGCAAUGCUUGAGCAGAUUGCUAUGUCUGACAGGUACAAGCUGUGGGUGGAUACGUGCUCCGAGAUUUUUGGGGGACUGGACAUCUGCGCAGUGGAAGCGCUGCAUGGCAAGGAUGGAAGGGAUCACAUCAUUGAGGUGGUGGGCUCCUCCAUGCCACUCAUUGGUGACCACCAGGAUGAAGACAAGCAGCUCAUCGUAGAGCUUGUGGUCAACAAGAUGGCCCAGGCCCUGCCCCGGCAGCGGCAGCGGGAUGCCUCCCCUGGCAGGGGCUCCCACAGCCAGACGCCGUCCCCAGGGGCCCUGCCCUUGGGCCGCCAGACCUCCCAGCAGCCUGCGGGGCCCCCUGCUCAGCAGCGACCCCCGCCACAGGGUGGUCCUCCACAGCCAGGCCCAGGCCCCCAGCGCCAGGGACCCCCACUGCAGCAGCGCCCACCCCCGCAGGGCCAGCAGCACCUUUCGGGCCUUGGACCCCCAGCUGGCAGCCCCCUGCCCCAGCGCCUACCGAGUCCCACAUCAGCGCCCCAGCAGCCUGCGUCUCAGGCUACAGCCCUGACCCAGAGUCAAGGCCGCCAAUCCCGGCCAGUGGCAGGAGGCCCCGGGGCGCCUCCAGCGGCCCGCCCACCUGCCUCCCCAUCUCCCCAGCGCCAGGCGGGCCCCCCACAGGCUACCCGUCAGACAUCUGUCUCUGGUCCGGCUCCGCCAAAGGCCUCGGGGGCCCCACCGGGUGGGCAGCAGCGCCAGGGCCCGCCCCAGAAACCCCCAGGCCCUGCUGGCCCCACACGCCAGGCCAGCCAGGCAGGUCCCAUGCCCCGCACUGGGCCACCCACCACGCAGCAGCCACGGCCCAGCGGCCCGGGCCCCGCAGGACGUCCCACCAAGCCACAGCUGGCCCAGAAACCCAGCCAGGAUGUGCCGCCACCCGCCACUGCCGCUGCCGGGGGACCCCCGCAUCCCCAGCUCAACAAAUCCCAGUCUCUGACCAAUGCCUUCAACCUUCCAGAGCCAGCCCCGCCCAGGCCCAGCCUUAGCCAGGACGAGGUGAAAGCUGAGACCAUCCGCAGCCUGAGGAAGUCUUUCGCCAGCCUCUUCUCCGACUGA
This is a messenger RNA of Cynocephalus volans (Philippine flying lemur), 2121 nucleotides long. It is a transcript of the gene SYN1, whose product is annotated as synapsin I. The record is from RefSeq and is a predicted model, not a curated record. The transcript has 13 exons. Gene Ontology annotation, cellular component: synaptic vesicle; synaptic vesicle membrane. Gene Ontology annotation, biological process: neurotransmitter secretion. The coding region runs from base 1 to 2121 and encodes 706 amino acids. NCBI's taxonomy places the organism in Eukaryota, Metazoa, Chordata, Mammalia, Dermoptera, Cynocephalidae. Gene Ontology annotation, molecular function: ATP binding.